Messenger RNA from Penicillium expansum, 1242 nucleotides. RefSeq names its product Winged helix-turn-helix transcription repressor DNA-binding. The transcript is spliced from 2 exons. Bases 1 to 1242 code for a protein of 413 amino acids. Gene Ontology annotation, molecular function: O-methyltransferase activity. The record is from RefSeq and is a predicted model, not a curated record. NCBI's taxonomy places the organism in Eukaryota, Fungi, Ascomycota, Eurotiomycetes, Eurotiales, Aspergillaceae.
AUGGAUAGAAUUGAAGGAACACUAGGUAGAGUCAUAAAGUCGCUUGAGGAGGCAAGGAAUGUCCUCCAAGGCGAAUGCCGUGCUGAGUUGAUGACCCGACUGCACAACUCCGAGACUCUGCCCGACCGAAAACUUUACGAACUGUCCGGCGAGGCAACUCAAUUGCUGCAUGAGGUUGAGUUGUUAUUGGAGCCUCGGCCCAUGAUAUUAGCAAAUUACUUUCUUGGAUCCGCGAAGACCAAGUGCCUCAAUGCAGCCGUGGAACUGUAUAUCCCGGACAUCCUGAAAGCCGGCCCUAUGGACCUUGCCACGCUAGCAACAGCGAGUAAGGCGCGUCCCGAUAGGCUCAAACAGGUGAUGCGGGUACUUUGUAGUGACUCGGUGUUUGGCUUUGAUCGCAAAUCUCAGCGGUACUCCCUGAAUGAGUGCUCCCAAUUACUGUUGACCGAUCAUUGGACUCGCUGGUGGCAUUGGGUGGACCUCUAUGGCAAUGAGUUUUAUGACAUGGCACGUGGAAUUCCAGCAGCUUGUCGUGAAGGCGAGACGCGGAUGCCCUCACAGAUUGCUUUCGAUACUGAUCUGAGCAUGUUUAGUUGGUUUGCCGCCCAGGGAUCCUUGCAUCGUGUACAUCGGACUUUGGGAGGUGGAGCUAUUGCUCAAGCACCAGGAAUCGUUCAGGACUAUCCUUGGGGUGAUGUUGCCGACGGGAAGACUACCGUAAUCGACGUUGGUGGAGGAGGUGGGGGCUUAAUCGCGGCCCUGCUGCGGGCCGUCCCGAACCUGCAAGGGGGAGUUUUCGACCGUCCUGAGGUUAUUGACCACGCCACUGAAAACUUCCAUGGUGACUCUGGGAUUUACCGGGAUGUUGGGAGCCAAGUGGCAUUGAAGGACUUGCACAAGGGAGAUUUCUUCCAGUCUAUCCCCUCGUACAAAGUAUACACGAUGAAGUGGUGCUUGCAUGACUGGAAUGAUCACCAGGUAGUCCAGAUUCUCUCGAAUAUUCGCAAGGCCAUCAUCCUAGGACCCAAUUCGCGAGUCGUUCUUUUGGAAAUUAUGCUUCGGGAUGGGCAUGUUGGGCACUUGUCUCGGCUUGCUGACUUGUCAGUCUUCAUGGCGGCCUCUGGGGUAGAGCGUGACGAGGACGAUUGGCGUGAUUUGGCACGAAAGAGCGGGUGGAAGAUCCAAUACGUUUUCCAUUUACGUAACGCUUGGCCUGUAGCAAUGGAGCUAGUACCGAUUUAG